Chaetomium fimeti is the source of this 1620-nucleotide messenger RNA. RefSeq lists its product as uncharacterized. Bases 375 to 1607 code for a protein of 410 amino acids. Lineage: Eukaryota; Fungi; Ascomycota; Sordariomycetes; Sordariales; Chaetomiaceae. The record is from RefSeq and is a predicted model, not a curated record. The transcript has 7 exons.
GGACAACCUCAGUCCAUGCUGACGGUGCCUUGGACUUUUGGGCGGAGUUUCUUGGUCUGACAAGAACCUCAUUGGUUUUUCUGAGACUGUGAAGGCCGUUGGAACGUUGCAAUGCAUUUUCAGCCGCAACAUCAAGACGUUUAACUGGCUUGGCCUCCGAAGGCACGGCGGUGAACCAAAGGGAGGGGGAAUUGUCGGAGGAAUGACUUGCCUUGAUAAAGAUUGGAUUCAAUCAAACUCGGCUGUGCAGUUCUUCUACCCAUGUGUUUCCUUGAGUCCUCAUCUUAAUCUUGUCGGGUGCUGAGACAAAGGCGUACACUUCAUUGAAGUUCAUUGUUACACAUCACCCAAACAAUUGGCAAACACCAGUGACCAUGGUGUUGCUCACAACGGUCCUCCUUGGCAUCGUUCGCCUCUGCCACGCCGACCUACACUGGAGCGGGGACACCAUCUCAGUUCCCGGUCGGAUUAAAAACCCCGAGGCCUUCGCGGCAGCUCACCGCGUGGCGUCAGGCUCGUCAUCGUCUGACUCGUCUCCCGUACAAGCAGCCGUCGGAAGUCCGCUUGGUGGCAUCGCUACCGACGAGAUCCUAGGCCGCCGCGACCUCGCUUUGUUCGAUAGGCAAACCUGUCCCCCGACCCAUCCGUUCCCCUGUGCUGGCAAAUGUUGCCCAGUUGGGUCCCCGGUUUGCUGUAUCUCUGUCAACGGAGGCUGCUGCGCCUCGAACAAGCCCGUCUGUCAGCCCAACGGUUGCUGCGCUACGGGCUCAACCCAGUGCCCCAACGACAGCCGUACCUGCAGGAAACCCGGCGAGACAUGCUGCGGUAACGGAGGGACUUGCCCCUCGAACAAACCCGUCUGCUCUCCCGGCAAUUUGUGCUGCCCCUCGGGCACGACCUUGUGUCCCAACGACCCGACCAUGUGCAAGGAGCUGGACGAGCAGUGCUGCGGCGCUGGGUUCAAGUGUCCCGUCUGGGCGUCGUGCUGUGGUACGGGGGGCGCUUGCUGCGAUUCGACGAAUCCCAAAAUUAGCCAGUGCUGCCCAGGAUCAUCUCCGGACAAGGAUACAUGCUGUGGCGAGCAUGAAGUCUGCUGCGACGGGUGGUGCUGCCCCGAGUCUUCGACGUGUAGUACCACUCCUGGAUACUGCAAUGUGCCAGUUCUUGAGUUCGGAUACACACCUAACAGCAUUAUCUCCGAUCUGGUUGAGAACGUUUGCCUCGGAUUACGACGCCAGAUAGCACUGCAGAUUCCGGAGACGACGCCGAAUCAGCAAAUCCUAACGUAUUACGGCCCGGGCUCUCCCAACCGGGAACUAUCAGACUGUAGGAGCGGGCGUAAAUGCUGCACAGGCCGGACAGUCCCGGCAGGGGAACCCGGGGCGGGCGACAAGGCCACUUGCGACGAGUACCCGUUCAACUCGGCCACCCAAGGCGGACGGAAUGCGCACGUCGCGUGUGUGAGUGAACACGCCAAUAGCGCUGGGGGUGAUCUUAUCGGACGCAUGGUUUCCGGAAAGCACGCUGGCUUCAAGUAUGCUUUGAGGGUAACGGGCAUCGACUGCACGACUGUUCAGGACUCUGACGUCCACGGCUGCAACCCAUGAGCGAAGCGUUGUC